Molecule: messenger RNA, 4728 nt
Organism: Bombyx mori (domestic silkworm)
Lineage: Eukaryota; Metazoa; Arthropoda; Insecta; Lepidoptera; Bombycidae
Gene: vib
Product: phosphatidylinositol transfer protein alpha isoform
Exons: 8
Coding region: 647-1465 (272 amino acids)
Biological process (GO): phospholipid transport
Cellular component (GO): cytoplasm
Molecular function (GO): phosphatidylinositol binding; phosphatidylcholine binding; phosphatidylcholine intramembrane carrier activity
Source: RefSeq, a predicted model, not a curated record
ACCCCACCCUUCGAACCGAAGCGCAUUACUGCUUCACGGCGGAAAUAGGCGGGGUGGUGGUACCUACCCGUGCGGACUCCCAAGAGGUCCUACCACCAGUAAAAUUAUAUAUUUUAUAUCUACAUCAGUUUUUUACACCCUUUUAUAUAUAAAUUGUUUUCAUCCUUUUUGGGCAAUAGUCUGUCAUUCUUUUUUUUCAGUUUCGACUUCCUCAAAAUAGGUUGAAGUAUUUUACCAAGAUUUAAUCAAUCUAUUUCAAAAUAAAAUAUCAUGAUAAAAUAAUUAUUUUUAUUUUUUUCUUAACGCAAAAUUUCCUGACAUAUUAAUAAAUAUAUUAUGAUAACCCUGCUAUUUUCAGUCAUAUUAAAAUUUAAAACAACUCUAAAACUGAGGAAUAAUUAGAUUACAAUUUACAAUUCACUCUAUAAAACUUGUUUCGUAUAAAGGAAAAUCCAAAUCUUGACGUAAUAUCCGUUGCGUCUGCUGAAGCAUGCGCCUUGUCAUUUUCAUUGGUCGGCCAGUCAUAGAUUAAAAUUAAAAUAAUCUGCCAAUAAUCUGGUUGCCGCUCAAUUCUAGUCUGUGAUAAGCCUAUUUUAAUGUGUUAGUGGAUAGUUUCAUGUGCAUUUAAGUGAAAAAAUUAUUGAACAUGAUUAUCAAAGAAUACCGAGUCACACUUCCUCUAACAGUUGAAGAGUAUCAAGUGGCCCAGUUAUACUGCGUGGCGGAGGUCUCCAAAAAUGAAACCGGCGGAGGUGAAGGCAUAGAGGUCAUAAAGAAUGAACCGUUCAAAGAUUAUCCACUGCUCGGUGGAAAAUACUCGUCUGGACAGUACACGUACAAGAUCUACCAUUUGGCGUCCAAAGUUCCGGCCUUCAUCAGGCUACUUGCUCCGAAAGGAUCUCUCGAAGUACACGAAGAAGCGUGGAACGCCUACCCGUACUGUAGAACAGUGCUGACGAAUCCCGGUUACAUGAAAGAAAACUUCGUUAUAUGUAUAGAAUCGCUGCAUUUACCGGACGCCGGCGACCAAUACAAUGUCCACGAGCUGCCGCCUGAGAAACUAAAGACCCGCGAGGUGGUCCCCAUAGACAUUGCGAACGACCCCCUCCCGUCGGCCGACUACAAAUCGGAGACCGACCCGACCAAGUUCAAGUCUACGAAGACCGGCCGCGGACCGCUCGUCGGGCCAAACUGGAAGAACGACGUGAAACCGGUCAUGACGUGCUACAAGCUCGUCACGGCCGAGUUCAAAUGGUUUGGUCUCCAGAAUAAGGUAGAGAAUGUCAUCCAGAAAUCGGAGCGACGAUUGUUCACAAUCUUUCACAGACAAGUGUUCUGUUCGAUGGACGACUGGUACGGAAUGACGAUGGCCGACAUCCGAGCUAUCGAGGAUCGCACCAAGGAGGAGUUGGAGAAGCUGCGGCGCGAGGGAGAGGUGCGCGGCAUGCGGGCCGACAACGAGUAGAUAGACGCACGGCGCCCGCACCGCACCGCACACACACGAGAGCUGAUUGAAUUAUGAAUUCAACUUGGUUACUUAGGUACGUUGACUAAAUAUUCCUGUGAGUAUAGUACAUUAUAUUAAUGAGGUCUAUAAAACCAAAACGCAGCUAAAUCCAAUUCUGUCAAAUAUUCAGGUAAACUACAAAAAACGUCCUAAACACGUCAUUACGGAUCCUCCAGAGCCACCGAAGUACUGCUCUUGCUAGGGCCAGUGUUAGGUUUGAGCCCCGUGAGCUCACUUACACGUCAAGGAGUAGCUGAAAUAACUUUGUUCGGAUAGCUACGAUAUUCUAUAUUUUAAAACAGAUUUAUGACAAUAUUACUAAUAAUCUGAAUUUUAAAUGAUAAAACUUCGUUUAUAUUUGAGUGCAGAGUAAAAAUAAAAUUUUUGAACUGAAUUCGCUAGAGAUUUAACUGCAUUUGUUAUAACAUAAAAACACUAAAGCGCGUCCAACUAACUAAACUAGAUGGCGCCAUAAUUAAUUCAUUUUGCGACUUUAAAGGCGUUUAGCGGCUUUUGAUUUUAUAGGCCUCAUUUUAUUAGGUUUUCGCGAGUCCCACACGAGAUUAAAAACACUUUUACGGUUUAACUCGAGCUCGUACUGUACGUGCGUGUCGGUCGGGCAAAUCUCGCUAUCUCUCUCUGUAAAGCGAACGUUAGAAAAGGAUGAACGAUUAGGUAAAGUUUCACACCGCCCUGCGAUGUUUUAGUACAAAUUUAUUUAUGCUUAUUGGUGGUAGGACCUAUUGUAAGUCCGCACGGGUAGGUACCACCACCCCGUCUAUUUCUGCCGUGAAGCAGUAAUGCGUUUCGGUUCGUAGGGUGGGGCAGCCGUUGUAACUAUACUGAGACCUUAGAACUUAUAUCUCAAGGCGUGUGGCGCAUUUACGUUGUAGAUGUCUAUGGGCUCGAGUAACCACUUAACACCAGGUGGGCUGUGAGUUCGCCCACAAAUCUAAGCAAUAAAAAAAGAAAUGCACCCGAAUUUAAGAGUGCAAAACUGUAUGAUUACUAUUUUCGACUAAGGCAGAAGGUGAGACAAGAAUCAACUUGAAUCGAUUUAGUUACGCCGGUGAAAUAGAGAAAGAGAGAGAGAGAUAGAGAUAGAAAAAUGUCCGAUCAGAAUUGAAAACAUUAACUUUAAAUUUUUAAGGGCGAGAUUACACCGUGUAAGUGUUUUUAAUGACUGUAAACAUAGUUUUUGAAACUAUUAUUAGUUGGAUGUUAAAACGUUUAGUGGGAUAUUUUCCCUUUGAAAAGCAAUAAAAAUUUAUCGAGUUCCGCACUCGGUACGCAUAUUUUCACGUUCAUAUUUAUGCCCGAGCUUCGAAUUCUCGAGAUUGUUUUCUGACAAAUGAAAAUAAUUCACGUCUCAAUUGGAAUUAUGUUGAAAAAUAUUCAAAAUUUAUUUUGGCUUACAAAACAAUAAGAUGCCACUGUGUGUACUAUAUAUAUAGUUAUUGUUUAAACGUUUUUACUCGACCGAUUCAAUUCGUAAUACAAUAAGUCGAGAAAAAGGCGAUACAAAAGGAAUUCGUCGAUAUGUGAUGCUUGGGCAUAGAUUACCAUUAGGUAAAUAAUAAUUAUUAUUAAAGUGCGGCGUAGUUAAUAUAAUAAAUAACCAUUAAGUGAAUGUAGUCAGUGGUUGUUUUCAGGUAGUGUUGUCGUUACCUUAUUACUGAUUAACACAAUUCGAUAUAAAUCUUUGACAAUUACUUAUUAGAAAAUCGAUUGGUGAAUAAAUAUAGUAUAAAAGCAUUUUAUGUCAACGGAAACUAUAAAUUUUCAGUUUAACUAUUAACAUAAUAUAUUUUGUUAAGUUGAAAGGUUCGAAAGAACCAUUUGGGCUGUUGUGUAUUUAUAUUAAUUGAUAGUAGGUAAAUUAAUUGAAAAGAAAGUAAAUAUUGUAAGUAUCUUUGCGCAAUAGUAUAUCCUAGUUUGGUCGAGAGUGGUUCUAUGUGAAAUAAAAUAUUAUUGGUGCAGAAAUAUGUUUUAAUAAUAGCAAAUUAUGUGAAGUGGAAUUUUGGUUUAUUGAUAACUUUGGUGUUGCAAGACGAAUAUUUAACUUAACUGUGGUUUAAAAGGUCAUUGGGACGUUCUUUGGUAAAUUAAUUGUAAUUCGUAAAUUGGGAUGUGGUUCAAUUUGCAACACCGUACCAUAAUGGCAUGUAUAUUUUUUUUUUAUGAAAUAAGUUUCUUUUAACGAAUCAGUAUUUUAAAAUAUUGUGUGACAUUCCAAACUGUGCCGGUUGUCGUUCGAGCAUUUCCUAGUUUGAUUUGCCGAUUGUUUUUCUCCUCAUACAAAAUGGCUCUCUGAAAUAAGUGCAGUACCUAAUAUAAAUAACCACUUUGUAUCAUUGUGUAUUGUUCAAGAAAAUAAACAAAGCAAAAUUUACAAUUUUUAAAACAUAUGUAAUGUUUAUUUAUUAAUGUUAUUUCAGUCUUCAUAGCCAUGUAUUUACAGUCUUAAAUAAGGCUAUUCAAAGCUCUUGAAAAUUUUACGAAAGUAUUUCUUUGAAAAUUAUAGUAAAAAACAUUAAGUUCCUUUCGUAAUUUUCAGGAGCUUUAAAUAACGUUUUGUAUUUGCUUAAUAAUGCACUAUGUUUCAAGUAUUUUUUACUUAUGUUGUUAUAAGUUUUACGUCAAAUAUAAGAUAUGUAUUUGAUUACUUUUUUUUUAUUCUGUUGGCCAUUCGCUUCUAGCUUGUUUAGUGCUUUUGAUGUUUGUUUUAAAUUAACUUGCAAACGAUUUCAAGUAAACUAUGUAUUUUAGACCAAGGUAUAAGAAAAAUUCCGAUAGCAAUAUUAUCUAGACGGAAAUAAUGUGCCCUACCUACCAUACAGUCAGUACAUGAAUAGUAAAAUGUACAUAUUAUUUCAAGUUUAUUUGCUUUUGUUGCUAUUGCAGUUACCAAAUGAAUGUACACGUAAUUAUUAUUUUUUUGCUUCCAUUAAGUUUAAAUAAAUUUCGCAUGUUUACUAAUCCCAAGAGAUACAUUUUACUAAGUAAGAAUUGCUGUUUCACUGUUCUAAGAUAGACAUCCGUAGGAAAUUUGCGUCAAAUAGUGUUUUAAUAGCUAAAAUUGUCAAUUUUUAAAUGUUUAGCUAAUUUAAAGAUUUGCAUUUAAAAUUAAUAAAAAAUAUAUAUUGUACCUAUUAAUAAUAUUUGUUGUAAAAUGUAACUAUCGAUUUGAUGCCAAUAUGAAUAAAAGUAACUUAAUCUGU